This is a messenger RNA of Lactuca virosa, 1135 nucleotides long. The record is from the annotation of a GenBank genome assembly. Lineage: Eukaryota; Viridiplantae; Streptophyta; Magnoliopsida; Asterales; Asteraceae.
AGCGUUGAAGCGAGAAAAAAAAAAAAAAAAAAAAAAAAAAAACCUUUGUUAACUCAAAACUCCCACUGAUUUCGUUUGAUCGUUUCUGUGCUUCCCUCAAAUCACACCUUUUGCAAAAUUAGGAAAUGGGGCUUCUUCUUGAGAAACACUUUGCUUUCUAUGGGGCUUAUCACAGCAACCCAAUUAACAUAGCAAUCCAUAUGAUAUUUGUUUGGCCAAUCUUUUUCACUGUUGUUCUUCUCUUCAAUUUCAUACCACUUCCUUUUGAUCUCCCUCACGUCGAUUUUUCUUUAUUUGGGAAUAAUGUUAUUCUAAUUUUUAACUUUGGGUUUUUGCUGACUUUAAUCUACGCUAUGUUCUAUGUCUGCUUUGAUUAUAAAGCUGGUUCGUUGGCUGCUUUACUCUGUCUCUUUUGUUGGAUUGCAAGUAGUGUUCUUGCAAGUCUCCUAGGGUUUCAACUCGCAUGGAAGGUUGUUCUUGUUGUGCAAUUGGUUUCUUGGAUUGCUCAAUUUGUAGGACAUGGUGCAUUUGAGAGAAGAGCACCAGCCCUUCUAGACAACAUUUUACAAGCCUUCUUAAUGGCCCCAUUCUUUGUUUUAUUUGAGGCACUCCAUAACUUUUUUGGGUACGAACCAUAUCCUGGAUUUCAUGUUCGUGUGACAUCAAUGGUACAUGAAGAAAUAGAAGAUUAUAGAAACAUGAAGGGAGAAUUACUAUCGUAGUGUAAUAAUCCAAAUAUGAUUGAAGAUCAUAAUUCAUACAACAUAAUCUAUAUAUAUUUUAACGAAAUUGGAAAGUAUUUUACGAACGCUUUGAAACUGUAAUCUUUAAUCCAUUUGCCAUUGACAGAAUUGUCAUCAUUCUGUAAUCCACCACAUGUCCUUUCACCAAUUCGAACUUGAAAAAUCGACACAAAAUUGCAAGCGCCAUUUUCAUUUGUAGUGAAUUUGAAAGGAGAUGCGUUUUGGAAAAACCCAUCUUUAAGCCAUCUUUCGGGCUUAAAUUGAUUUGCAUCUGGGCCCCAAUUGUACUCCAUUCGUCCCAUCGAAUAAGCAGGAUACAACCGAAGCGUUUCUGUGAUGACAGCAUGCAAAUAGUACAACUUUCCAAGCGAAUCAUAACUCAUAAGUUCUGC